UGCAAAAGGGACGAUAUCACAGACAUUGGGUUCAUUGACCCGAACACAAUGCAUGUCAAAACCAUAGAUGAUCCCCUCUAUAACAAGGAUACACCGCAGACUUUGCUAAGGUUUUUGAAGCGACAACGUGACAAAAAGCUAAUACUUUGGCCUUACAACUUCGAGUGAGUCUUACUGUCUUAUAACACAUUAUAUUUUGCUCACCGUAUGUCAAAAUUUUAACUAAUGACUACAUAUUGAAACGUGCGUAGGUUUCACUUUAUUCUUCUCGUCAUCAAUUUGGAAAUUGGAGAAGUUGAAGUCUUGGACUCACUAAGCAAAGAAAAGGAUCUAUACGUGUCUUGUUUUUUAAUGCUCAGAAGCGUAUGGCAAACUUUCAUCAAGGAAGAUACGUCCCGUGAAUGGCCACCGAAGCUGCGAUGGCGUGCGAAAAAAUGCCCGCAACAACCUCCGGGGACCGAUCUCUGUGGAUUCUUCGUUUGCGAGUACAUCCGCAGAAUUGUCAACGAGAGAACGAAUAAUGAAAGAAAUAAAGAGUUGGCAAGAAAGCGGAACAAGCUCUCAAUUGAUGACCGCUUCAUAGCAAUAGGCGAGGAAUUGGCGGGAUUUUUCCUUCGGGACGUCAUACCACCACUCGCAGAGCACCACAAUGAAUGAAGAUGUACAUGUUACAUAUAUCGUUGACUCGAAGAGUACCACUAUGCUACAUGUAAUAGACAUAUAUAGAGUACGCCUCGGAGAGCACCACUAUGCAUGAAGAUCGAUC
Molecule: messenger RNA, 766 nt
Organism: Lolium perenne
Lineage: Eukaryota; Viridiplantae; Streptophyta; Magnoliopsida; Poales; Poaceae
Source: RefSeq, a predicted model, not a curated record